CAACCUCCUUGUUCCACUCCAACCAGCCAGCUCUGAAAAUUCCCUACGACGUCACACUUGGAUGACAGAUCGCGGAAGUGAAGCAGAGAGGAACGCACCAACCAAACAAGUUUCUUUUUUACUCGGUGAAUAAGAGAUUUAACAGAACGCUGUCCGUAAUGUUAGGCGGAGGAUUUAAAGCAGAAAGACUGCGUGUCAAUCUACGGCUCGUUAUCAAUCGUCUUAAACUCCUGGAAAAAAAGAAAACUGAGCUAGCUCAGAAAGCACGCAAGGAAAUAGCAGACUACCUGUCAUCGGGUAAGGAUGAGCGGGCGAGGAUCCGGGUGGAACACAUUAUCAGAGAAGACUACCUGGUGGAGGCCAUGGAGAUCCUGGAGCUCUACUGUGACCUGCUGCUAGCCCGCUUUGGCCUCAUCCAGUCUAUGAAGGAGCUGGACCCAGGUCUACAGGAAGCGGUUUCCACCCUCAUCUGGGCCGCUCCACGUCUGCAGUCUGAGGUCUCAGAGCUCAAAAUAGUGUCUGACCAGCUGUGUGCCAAAUACAGCAAGGAGUACGGCAAGCUGUGCAGGACAAACCAGAUAGGAACAGUCAACGACAGGCUGAUGCACAAGCUGAGCGUGGAAGCCCCUCCUAAGAUCCUGGUUGAGCGUUACCUCAUAGAGAUCGCCAAGAACUACAAUGUGCCCUACGAGCCGGACGCCAUGGUCAGACCAGAGGUGUGUCCAGGAGAGGAGGCAGACCUGAUUGACGUGGACACGGACAACAAGAAGCCCAGAGGAGGAGGAGGAGGUGGAGGAGGAUUCACCGCUGGUGCCAUGCCCAUGCCCAUGCCUAUGCCCAUGCCUAUGCACUCCGCCUUCAACUAUCCCACCCCGAAAGGAGCAGAGCCCUUUAGCGGUCCUGUGGGCACCUAUGAGGGAUUCAACAGCUUCCAGCCCCCCAUGAGAGGAGGGCCACCUCCCGAGCUGCCCAGUUGCCCCCCCACCUACGAGUCUAUCGAUGACUUGUCUAUCAAACCCUCUGAUCCUUCCCAGGUCUUAGGCCCAACCCGCCCUGGCCCUGCUCCUUAUGUCUAUGACAACAACGCCCUCCCUGAGCUUCCCUCUGUCCCCGACACACUCCCCACUUCGUCUUUCGGAGGGAACACCGCCACCUCGGACGACAUCGACUUUGACGACCUGUCACGCCGCUUUGAGGAACUGAAGAAGAAGACCUAGACCAGCCUUCGCCCACUUCCCGACACCCUCUCACAAUAUCCUGUGAUGUUACUCACCAAAAGGAAAUAAGGUUUAAAACAAUAUUGGCUUGUUCCUCAACAAUGAAACUCUCCUUUUCUUUUCAUUGCUAGAUUUCUACAGACUUUACCUCACCUCAUUCAAACACUGGUGGCAUUCUCCCCCUAGUUUGAUAACCCAACAGAAUUCCUUGUCACUGUUGUCAGUCAAUACAUUUUGCAGUAAAUAAUAAGAACCUCAAUACAACACAAUCAAGAUAUGACUGGAUAGGUGUCAUUUUUUAUAUGCACUUGUACUUUAUAUGUACAGUGGCAUCCUUAAGUCUAGUCAAAAAUAUUGAAAGAUGCUAUUUGGGGCACAGACCUCUGGCUUACCAUGCAAAUGUUAUAAUCUUGUCACUAACUUGUCUUUUUCUAGACUUUGGGACAAUGUCUGAUUGGUACUAAAGGGCUAGCUUUCUAGACACUGAUCGCACCUUUUCUAGAAAACGAAGAGGCUCUUAAUUUAAACCCUCAACUGUUAAUAGUUCAUCUUUAUAGUAGUACCUUCCUCAAGAGGGCAACUAGUAACUUUGGGUGUGACGUCAUACUGUUCCGUCACUGAAUAGUGUACUAGUCUAACAAGUCUGUCUGGCCCAACCAGAAAUACAGAGAGCUGUUCACACACUGUCUUUGCUCUACACUCCACCACUGUGGCUGAGAAGCCGUAGGGUGUGUCUUGUGUUAGUGUGGUCACUAUCACAGAUCAUUGUGGCAUCAUUUCAAUUGUUCAUGACCUGUCUUGAAGGUUGACCAUUUCUGGUGUACCGAUCUCCUAAAAGCUGAUUGUACAUCAACAAUUUUUGAAGCUUUUAAACAUUCAGUUUCUGCCUCUGACUGAUUGUCCCAUUGACAGAGCAGCCUCUUGUUGACAAGGUCUACUGUGACUCCUCAGACUUCAUCUAUCAAUCUGUUACACUAGGUGGAGGGAUGCUGUCACGCUCAAAUAGAAUGCCCACUGAUAACUUGGAAAACAUAAGCAUGUCAUAUAUAGUUACCUUUUUACAUGAAUGAUUGUUUUUACAUCUUGAAUGAUUCCACAGAUUUAUUUAGAGGUUGUUAUACAUUUUAAAUGUUAAAAUAUAGCGUGAGAGAGAGAGAGCGAGAGGAGGGUUGAAGUCAGGAACCGGCAAAGAAUCCUUUUGUUUGAUAUGUUUCUGUUAAAUGUUUUGAUUGUUGUAGUUUUACCCCAUACAUGCACUUUCUGUAUUUACAGGAUUUUGCCUAUGCAGUGAAUUGGCUACAGGAAUGCAUGUUCUGACUGUGUGGACUGAACUAUUUCCUUCAUGAAAACCACUUGAUGAUGAGCUUUAGAUCUGAUGUACAAGGUUCUGAUGUACAAGGUUCUCUUUAGGCAUUAGGUGUAGUCCUGGGACCUUUAGCACAGAUUUAACCAUUCUGCUCAGGCCAGAUCAGUGAUUUCCCAGAUGAAAGAAGUCAUUUUUAUUGUGAGCCAGGAAUCUGUGUUCAAGUGCGUCAGAUGUGCACCACACUGCGUUUGCCUUCGUUACCAUUAUCUCAUAUCAGAGGCCUUCUUAGUCUGCACCAGGAGCAUACAUACUGCUCAUGUAUCUCUCCCUUUCCACUGGGUAUAUAAACUAACUAAUACCAUUUUCACUGUAAGUCUUGUUUUAUGUACUCAAAACUCCAUUAAAUAAUUUUGUUUUUUUGUAUUUAUUGGAUGAUCAAAUCUGGUGAUGGAUGUAAUUGUUUUGAUAGAUGGAGAGUGGAUAGGAUAAAAUAGUUUCUGUUGUAUAUUUUUUAUUUUCACUUGAUGGAUGAAGGGGAGGUCAAAGAAUAAGAGAUGCACACUGUCACACUACUUAAGAGUGAAGAAUGUUUGAUACUGACUGUAAAAAGCAACUAUAUUGUCUCAUUCAAUGGCAAACUUUAACGUUUUUCUUUUGUCUGUCAACCCAAAAAAGAUAGUUUAAUAAACAACAUUUGGAAUUGAA
Osmerus eperlanus (European smelt) is the source of this 3228-nucleotide messenger RNA. RefSeq names its product IST1 factor associated with ESCRT-III (gene ist1). The record is from RefSeq and is a predicted model, not a curated record. Lineage: Eukaryota; Metazoa; Chordata; Actinopteri; Osmeriformes; Osmeridae. The coding region runs from base 159 to 1217 and encodes 352 amino acids. Gene Ontology annotation, biological process: protein transport. The transcript is spliced from 10 exons.